This is a messenger RNA of Echinops telfairi (small Madagascar hedgehog), 1697 nucleotides long. It is a transcript of the gene TTC5, whose product is annotated as tetratricopeptide repeat domain 5. The transcript has 10 exons. Gene Ontology annotation, molecular function: protein binding. The record is from RefSeq and is a predicted model, not a curated record. NCBI's taxonomy places the organism in Eukaryota, Metazoa, Chordata, Mammalia, Afrosoricida, Tenrecidae. The coding region runs from base 1 to 1224 and encodes 407 amino acids.
AUGUUUAAGGAACUGGUGGAUCAGCUCUAUUCAUUUCGAGACCGCUAUUUCGACACGCAUAGUGUUGCGGAUGCUGGGAGAAAGCCGCAGGACGUGCGGGAGGAGAUGGAGAAGACCCUGCGGCAGAUGGAGGAAAUCAUGGGCUCUGUCCAGGGCAAGGCCCAGGUGCUGAUGCUAACCGGGAAGGCACUGAACGUGACUCCUGACUAUAGCCUUAGGGCUGAGGAACUUCUAUCAAAGGCGGUGAAGCUGGAGCCUGAGCUGGUGGAAGCCUGGAACCAGCUGGGUGAGGUGUACUGGAAGAAAGGGGAUGUUGCAGCUGCCCACACCUGCUUCUCAGGAGCCCUCACGCAUUGCAAGAACAAAGUCUCCCUGCAGAACCUGUCCAUGGUGCUUCGCCAGCUGCGGACUGAUACUGGGGACGAACACUCUCGCUGUGUCAUGGACAGUGUCCUCCAGGCCAAGUUGGCUGUGCAGAUGGAUGUCCAUGAUGGCCGUUCUUGCUUCUCUGGCGACUCGCCCAGCGUACAGAUUGCAUACGAGAAGGUUGACAGCACAGCCUCCACCAAUCCUGACCUUCAUCUGAACAGGGCAACGCUACAUAAAUAUGAGGAGAGUUACGGGGAGGCCCUGGAUGGCUUCUCGCGCGCGGCAGCACUGGACCCCGGCUGGCCAGAGCCCCAGCAACGAGAACAGCAGCUCCUGGAAUUCCUGGAGAGAUUAACCAGCCUCCUUGAGAGCAAGGGAAAGGUAAAGACCAAAAAGUUGCAGAGCAUGCUGGGAAGCUUGCGACCAGCGCAUCUCGGCCCUUGUGGUGAUGGGCGCUAUCAGUCAGCUUCUGGGCAGAAGAUGCGCCUGGAACUCAAGCCACUGAGUGCCCUGCAGCCUGGUGUGAACGGUGGUGUUGUGGUCCUGGGAAAGGUGGUGUUCAGCCUCACCACCGAGGAGAAAGUCCCCUUUACGUUUGGCCUGGUGGACUCCGAUGGGCCUUGCUUUGCUGUCAUGGUGUACAAUAUUGUGCAGAGCUGGGGUGUGCUCAUUGGGGACUCCGUGGCCAUUCCUGAGCCCAGCCUCCGGCUGCACCGAAUUCAGCACAAGGGGAAGGACUACUCCUUCUGCAGUGUCCGUGUGGAGACACCCCUCCUGCUAGUGGUGAAUGGGAAGCCUCCGGGCUCCAGCAGCCAGGCUGCGGCCACGGUCGCCUCCCGACCACAGUGCGAAUGACCUGCCUUGACUCACAAGCUAAAGGUGGAGAGAUGGCCCCGGGGCACAGCUCAAGGGCAGUGACGCGGCCAGGAUGGGGUUGAGGCUGUUUGGCAUGAAGACUUCCCCUUCCUGUGCACUGGGUGCCUCCCAUCGGUAUCUCGCUCUGCUCUACGCGAGCCCCCUCCAGGGCCGAAUGCUCCCCCAUGGAUGCUGCUCCUGCGCCUCUCACUGCUCUCUGCGUGAGGCAGAGAGCACGGAAUGGGCAGACUUGUUGGGAUCUCACUCUCCCAGUGGUGGAUGGAGUCCCCAAGGUUCCUGUUCUUACCUCCUUCCUGAGCCUCCUGUGUACAUAUCAGUUCAGUAUUUAUUGCUAAGGGAGGGGGUGUAAUUUUUUUAAUGAUUUGGUUUUUGAAUAAUUGUUACUUUUAAUUUUUAUUUUCCCUCUUAGGGAUUGGAAUAGAUAGAAUUAAACGCAUUUGGACAAAAGCAAA